Molecule: messenger RNA, 2310 nt
Organism: Hansenula ciferrii
Lineage: Eukaryota; Fungi; Ascomycota; Saccharomycetes; Phaffomycetales; Wickerhamomycetaceae
Gene: MET6
Product: 5-methyltetrahydropteroyltriglutamate-homocysteine S-methyltransferase
Exons: 1
Coding region: 1-2310 (769 amino acids)
Molecular function (GO): zinc ion binding; 5-methyltetrahydropteroyltriglutamate-homocysteine S-methyltransferase activity
Source: RefSeq, a predicted model, not a curated record
AUGGUUCAAUCAUCCGUUUUAGGUUUCCCAAGAAUUGGUGCUAACAGAGAAUUAAAGAAAACAACUGAAGCUUACUGGUCUGGUAAAGUUUCUGUUGAAGAAUUAAUUAAAGUUGGUAAAGAAAUCAGAGCUAACAACUGGAAAUUACAAAAAGAUGCUGGUGUUGAUGUUAUCCCAUCAAAUGAUUUCUCUUACUAUGAUCAAGUUUUAGAUUUAUCUUUAUUAUUCAAUGCUAUCCCAGAACGUUACACCAAAUUUGAUUUACAACCAAUUGAUGUUUUAUUUGCUAUGGGUAGAGGUUUACAAAAAAAAGCUACUGAAACUGAAAAAGCUGUUGAUGUUACUGCUUUAGAAAUGGUUAAAUGGUUUGAUUCUAACUACCAUUAUGUUAGACCAACUUUCUCUCAUUCAACUGAAUUCAAAUUAACUUCUCAAAAACCAGUUGAUGAAUAUUUAGAAGCUAAAGAACAAGGUGUUGAAACUAGACCAGUCUUAUUAGGUCCUGUCUCUUACUUAUUCUUAGGUAAAGCUGACAAAGAUUCUUUAGAUUUAGAACCAAUUUCAUUAUUAGAAAAAUUAUUACCAGUUUAUUCUGAAAUUUUAUCAAAAUUAUCUGCUGCUGGUGCUAAAUCUGUUCAAAUUGAUGAACCAAUCUUAGUUUUAGAUUUAGAAGAAAAUAUUAAAACUGCUAUUAAAACUGCUUAUGAAUUUUUCUCUAAACAAGAAGGUUUACCAUCAUUAGUUUUAGCUACUUAUUUCGGUACUGUUAUUCCAAACAUUGAUGCCUUAAAAGGUUUACCAGUUAGUGCUUUACAUGUUGAUUUAGUUAGAAACCCAGAACAAUUAGAUCAAGUUUUAGAAAUCUUAUCACCAGAACAAACUUUAUCUGCAGGUGUUGUUGAUGGUCGUAACAUUUGGAAAGCUGAUUUCUCAAAAGCUUCAGAAAUUGUUAACAAAGCUAUUGCUAAAUUAGGUAAAGAAAGAGUUUUAGUUGCUACUUCUUCAUCAUUAUUACAUACUCCAGUUGAUUUAGAAAAUGAAACUAAAUUAUCUGCUGAAAUUAAAGAUUUCUUUUCAUUUGCCACUCAAAAAGUUAAAGAAGUUGUUGUUAUUUCUAAAAACGUUUCAGGUGAAGAUGUUAAAGCUGAAUUGGAAGCUAAUGCUAAAUCAGUUUCUACUCGUGCUGCUUCAGAUGUUACCAAUGAUGAUUCAGUUCAAACUAGAGUUUCAUCAAUUGAUGAUAAAUUAGGUCGUCGUUCAUCACCAUUUACUGAACGUUUAUCAGAACAAGAAAAAGUUUUCAAUUUACCAUUAUUCCCAACUACUACUAUUGGUUCAUUCCCUCAAACUAAAGAUAUUAGAAUUAAUAGAAACAAAUUCACUAAAGGUACUAUUACUAAAGAAGAAUAUGAAAAAUUCAUUGAAUCUGAAAUUGAAAAAGUUGUCAGAUUCCAAGAAGAAGUUGGUUUAGAUGUCUUAGUUCAUGGUGAACCAGAAAGAAACGAUAUGGUUCAAUACUUUGGUGAACAAUUGAAAGGUUUCGCCUUCACCACAAACGGUUGGGUUCAAUCUUAUGGUUCAAGAUAUGUUCGUCCACCAAUUAUUGUUGGUGAUGUUUCAAGACCAGCUCCAAUGUCUGUUAAAGAAUCUGUUUAUGCUCAAUCAAUCACUACUAAAGCUAUGAAAGGUAUGUUGACUGGUCCAGUUACCAUUUUAAGAUGGUCAUUCCCAAGAGUUGAUAUUCCACAAAAACAACAAGCUUUACAAUUAGGUUUAGCUUUAAGAGAUGAAGUUAAUGAUUUAGAAGCUGCUGGUAUUAAAGUUAUCCAAGUUGAUGAACCAGCUAUUAGAGAAGGUUUACCAUUAAGAGCUGGUGAAGAAAGACAAGAUUAUUACCAAUGGGCUGCUGAAUCAUUCAGAAUUGCUACCUCAGGUGUUAAAAAUGUUACUCAAAUCCAUUCACAUUUCUGUUAUUCAGAUUUAGAUCCAAACCAUAUUAAAGCUUUAGAUGCUGAUGUUGUUUCUAUUGAAUUCUCUAAAAAAGAUGAUGCUAACUAUAUUCGUGAAUUCUCUGAUUAUCCAAACCAUGCUGGUUUAGGUUUAUUUGAUAUUCAUUCACCAAGAAUUCCAUCAAAAGAAGAAUUCAUUUCUAAAAUUCAAAACAUUUUAGAAGUUUAUCCAGUUUCUAAAUUCUGGGUUAACCCAGAUUGUGGUUUGAAAACUAGAGGUUGGGAAGAAACUAGAGCUUCAUUAACAAACAUGGUUGAAGCUGCUAAACAUUUCCGUGAAAAAUAUGCUAAAAAAGAUUAA